Molecule: messenger RNA, 1202 nt
Organism: Ruditapes philippinarum (Manila clam)
Lineage: Eukaryota; Metazoa; Mollusca; Bivalvia; Venerida; Veneridae
Product: SH3 domain-containing protein 21-like
Exons: 5
Coding region: 15-1202 (395 amino acids)
Source: RefSeq, a predicted model, not a curated record
AUCGAACCUACACAAUGUUUUUGGAGCAAUAUAUACCUGGUAACAAAGUAACAAAAACAGACACAGAAAAUAUAUUUGAAGAAGAGACGGUGAAAAUCUGUAAAAGAGGUUCAUAUAUGGGCAUAUGGCAGCUGUUUGCCUUAAGCUCUGUUCUAAAAAAGAAAUUCACUUCACUGUACCCAAUCAUAGGUCAAAGUUCCGUGAAGCAGGUGCUGAAUAGAAGCAUACUUCCAAGGCAAGGUGACCACAAUGAACCAAGCGUUACAGUAAUGUGGACAUCCACGCGAACAGAUAUGGUACCACAACAUUGGAUUCCAAACCACUUUGUGCCACUUUUACCUACCACACGACUGUCAUAUUUCACUGAAAUGAUGGGAGAUUUGAGUGGCAUGAUUGACGGCUUCGACUUCAAUGACGAAGAUGCUGAUCUAUCCCUGGAUGAUUCCAUGAUGGACACCAUUCUUACUACUCUGUCCUCGAGCAUCCCCACGCCUGAUAGCACCGCCACACCUGAGGGAAUUGAGGAGAUAACAAAGACUGGUGAAGUUGCCAAGUGGGAUGAUGAUACUGACUUGUCAGGACGUGAAAUCCAGUCAAGCAACGGUACAAAAGACAUUGACCCCACCUUCACGCGUGAUGGCACCUCUACACCUGAUGGCACCCCCACACCUGAGGACACCGGGCCCACACCUGAUGGCACUCCCACACCUGAGGACACUGGGCCCACACGUGAUGGCACCCCACACACCGGGCCCACACCUGAUGGCAUCCCCACACCUGAGGAAACACCGGGCCCACACCUGAUGGCACCCCCCACACCUGAGGACACCGGGCCCACACCUGAUGGCACCCCCACACCUGAGGACACAGGACCCACACUUGAUGGCACCCCAACACCUGAGGACACCGGGCCCACACCUGAUGGCACCCCCACACCUGAGGACACCGGGCCCACACCUGAUGGCACCCCCACACCUGAGGACACUAGGCCUACACCUGAUGGCACCCCCAGACCCAAUCAAACUGAGGAGAUAACCAUUGCUGGUGUUGAUGAUGUUGACUUGCCAGGACGUGAAAUCCUAAAAGAGCCGGAGAUGCUUGCUUUAGGUAUCAAAGCAUUCAACUUCACAGCUUCAAAGAAAGUUGAAUCUAUGUUACAUCUUGAUGACAUAUCCUCACAUGCUAAACCAGAAAAGACAUAA